UUGCCUUGGUAGCGCUUGACGUAAGUGUCCCUUGCCCUGCCCCUGCUCGUCGGGCUGAUGAUCUGAGGGAAACCCCGUGGAUCGCGGAGCUAGACUGACAGAGCCGGAGUCAGCUGUGUGGCCAGCGCGAGGAGUCCUGCCGUAGCACGCACAGUACUGAGCAGCCAUGGACAAGAGCGAGCUGGUGCAGAAGGCCAAACUGGCAGAGCAGGCGGAGCGCUAUGACGAUAUGGCGGCCGCCAUGAAGGCGGUCACAGAACAGGGGGGCGAGCUGUCCAACGAGGAGCGCAACCUACUCUCUGUGGCCUACAAGAACGUGGUGGGAGCUCGUCGCUCUUCCUGGAGGGUCGUCUCCAGCAUCGAGCAGAAGACCGAGUCCAACGAGAAGAAGCAGCAGAUGACCAAGGAGUACCGGGAAAAGAUUGAAAAGGAGCUCAAGGAUAUUUGCGACGACGUCCUGGUUCUCCUGGACAAAUAUCUCAUCCCCACAGCAAGCCCUGCUGAGAGCAAAGUCUUCUACUUGAAAAUGAAGGGAGAUUAUUUCCGCUACUUAGCAGAGGUGGCCUUGGGAGAAGAGAAAUCCACCAUCAUCGGCAGCUCCCAGGAGGCCUAUCAGGCAGCGUUUGACAUCAGCAAGAGCGAGAUGCAGCCCACACACCCCAUCCGUUUGGGCCUGGCCCUCAACUUCUCAGUCUUCUACUAUGAGAUCCUCAACUCUCCUGAGCGAGCCUGUCAGCUGGCCAAAUCGGCUUUCGACGAGGCAAUAGCAGAGCUCGACACGCUGAAUGAGGAUUCGUAUAAAGAUAGCACUCUGAUCAUGCAGCUGCUGAGGGACAACUUGACACUGUGGACCUCAGACACCCAUGGGGAUGGCGACGAUAACGAGGAACGUCGGGACAACUGAUUGGCGACCAGCUCUCCAAUCCGCUCUACCUGUCAAUCAUCCCAGCUCAUCUUCAGCACUGAGACCACCUCCAUGACCUGCUUCUUUCUUUCACACUCUCACCAGCCUCUGUCUCGACUUUCUGUGUGUGCAGGGUGGUUGGUGUGCUGGGCCUGUGCGUACUUGAGGGGUU
Paramormyrops kingsleyae is the source of this 1076-nucleotide messenger RNA. RefSeq names its product tyrosine 3-monooxygenase/tryptophan 5-monooxygenase activation protein, zeta polypeptide (gene ywhaz). The record is from RefSeq and is a predicted model, not a curated record. NCBI's taxonomy places the organism in Eukaryota, Metazoa, Chordata, Actinopteri, Osteoglossiformes, Mormyridae.